Molecule: messenger RNA, 4929 nt
Organism: Plasmodium yoelii
Lineage: Eukaryota; Apicomplexa; Aconoidasida; Haemosporida; Plasmodiidae
Exons: 4
Coding region: 1-4929 (1642 amino acids)
Biological process (GO): phosphatidylinositol phosphate biosynthetic process; phosphatidylinositol-mediated signaling
Cellular component (GO): cytoplasm; membrane
Molecular function (GO): 1-phosphatidylinositol 4-kinase activity
Source: RefSeq, a predicted model, not a curated record
AUGAUGGAACAGGAAAAAAAGCCGAGGAGGGAAAAAGAAGAACCCUCUAUCAUCUCAACAAGUAUGGUUUAUGAUGAAAAGGAGAAUCAAAAUGAAAAGGAAAAUCAAAAUGAAAAUGAAAAUGAAAAACAAAAUGAAAAACAAAAUGAAAAACAAAAUGAAAAACAAAAUGAAAAACAAAAUGAAAAUGAAAAAUUAACACAGGUUGAAAAUAAAUGUGAAGCAUUGCCUGAACAUAAUUGCAAUACACAUGCUAACAAAUCAGAUAAUAUUUGUAUACAAAAUUCAAAUGUGUUAAAAUGUGAAGAAAUCCAAAAUAAUAUAGAUAGCAAGCUAAGCCUUAGUACCAAUUUGUAUGAACAAAAUUAUAAAUAUAAUACAAAUUUGUAUGAACAAAAUAUGGAUGAUUGUAACAUUGUAGAUAUAAAAUAUGAUUUAAAUAAUCCAGUUAAAAAAAAUAACAUUUUAAUAAAUAAUAUAGAAAAAGAAGAAAUAGUGGAACCAAACGAUGAAGGUAAUGAAAAUAGUUUUAUAGAUACAAGCACAAAUAAGAAUGAAGAAAUAAAUAAUGAAAAAAUAAAUAAUGAAGAAAGUAAUAUUAAGCUUAUUUCAAAUCAAAAAGAUAAAAAUAUAUGUGAUAUUAUUAAUACAAAUAAUAUUGAAGUUGAAAAAAGAGAGGAUACAAACAUAAAAGAAAAAUUGAGAAAUGAAGAAAAAUUGAGAAAUGAAGAAAAAUUGAAAAAUGAAGAAAAAUUGAGAAAUGAAGAAAAAUUGGAAAAUGAAGAAAAAUUGAAAAAUGAAGAAAAAUUGGAAAAUGAAGAAAAAUGUCUAACAAAUUUUAAUUAUAAUAAUGAAUCAAAUAUAGUAGAAAAAUAUUGUGAACAAAAUAAAAAUAUAAUAGACGAUGCAACAGAAAAAAAUCGACGUAUUAUAGAAAUGUAUGAAAAAAAACUUGAAACUGAAAUUAGUCAAAAAGAAAAAAAUAUAGAUGGGCUUAUAGAAUCAAGUAAUAAAUCUGAUGGUAAUGUGUCAGAUAUUAGUGCAAAAAUGAGGGAAAGUAUUUCCAAAAUAUUUAGAGAAACUCCAUCAUCAAAACCUAAAAUUAUAAAUGAAAUAAAAAAAAAUGAUAAUGAUGAAAGUUUUGAAAAUGAAGAAAAUUUUGAAAAUAAUAAAAAUGAAGAUAAAAAUAAAAAUUUUUUCAAAGAUGAAGGAAAUCUAAGUAAUGAUAAUGGAAGUAUGAGUCGAGAUUGUCGUGAUAAUAAGCCAAGCUUCUCUCGAAAUACUUUAAAAGAGGGAAGCCUUUUGAGGCUUUUUCGAUGUGAAUAUUUUGACACUCAUUUACAUAUUAGAUAUUUAUAUGAUAGAAAAGAAGUAGGAGUACAUGAAUAUUUAGUUAAUUCAUUAUAUACACAAAGAAACCCUGAAGAUAUAUUAUUUUAUUUACCUCAAUUAUGUCAAAUAUCAUUAGUACGAUAUGAAUCAUCAUCUCUUUAUCGAUUCCUUUUAGAUAAAGCUAGCAAAUCUAUGCAUUUUGCUUUAAAAUUAAAUUGGAUAUAUAAUUCAAUAGUUGAAGAUAAUAUACCUAAAUAUAAAGAAAUAUCUCAAAAAAUGAUACAAGAAAUUGAAAUGGCUGUAGUUAAUUGUAAACCAUUAAAUAAUGAAUGUAAAAUAUUUAAAGAAAAUAAACAGUCUGAUCUUCUUAUUUUAGCAUAUCCACUUUUAUUUAAAAGAAAAUUUAUUAUAAAAAAAAUAAGAGCAAAUGAAAAAAUAAAUCAAAUUAAAAAAUUUAACAAAUUUAUUAGUAAUUCUUAUAGUUUAAAAGGACUUAUCGAAAGUAACCCGAUAGAAAAAACAAAUACAUUAUUGUCUGGAAAUAAUUCAGAUAAAAUAUUAAAAGAAAUGUGUUUUUGUUCAAAUUAUGUUAAUAAUACUGAUCAGAAAAAUACUGAUAUAAUUAAUGUAGAAAAGAUGGAUGAGAAAAUGAAAGAUCCUCAAUCAAUAUAUUCUAAUUCUGAGCAUAUUAAUGAAGAGUGUGAAAAAAAUAAUUAUCUCGGUGCAAAGGAAAAAUAUAACGGUGUUUGCCCUAAAUGUGCACAUAUUUUUGAGAUAAAAAAAGAAAAAAAAGAUAAAAAAAAAAAUAUAACUUUAUCACCCCAAUUGCCAUCAUGCUAUAUAAUAAAUUCAGGAGCUUUAUCUGUAGCAUCUGCGAAAAUAAAAUUGCCAAGUACUUAUGCAAAAUUAGGAGAUCCAUUAAGCUUUUCCAAAUUUUCACUUCCCGAUUGCAAUUAUAGUUUUGAUAUGAUUGAAGAAUUACAACAAUUUUUUAUGAAACAAAGAAGAUGUGAUUAUUUUAGUUUGCUGAACAAUUUUAUAAAUAUAUUAAUAACAACAUCUAAUUUGUUAGCAAAUGAACCUGAUAUCGAUAUAAGAAACACAUUACUAAACAAAUUUAUAUAUUCCUUAAAUACUUGGAUGGUUAUGAGAAGAUGUAUAGUAGCUUCUUGUGAAAAUAUUUUUUCCAUGACGGGUUUAUGUAUACCAAUGGAAUCAAUAUCUUCUAGUAAAUCCGAUAGAUGUGGAUCAAGAAGAAAACACAAAAAAAAUUCCAAACAUUUACAAAUAUUACAUUUUAAUAAUGAUGAAUGUAAAAUAUUUUUUUCAAAAAAAAGAGCACCAUAUUUAUUGGUUUUUGAAGUAGCAGAUUUGGAUGAAGAUAUUUCACACAUUAGUGAUAAUACAUUUUAUGUGAGUAAUAGAUUAUUUAAUAUAGAAAAUGGUAAAAGUGAAAAAAAUGAAAAAAAUGAAAAAAGUGAAAAAAGUGGUAGAAAUGACAAACAUGGUGAAAAUUGUGAAAAUUGUCAAAAUUGCCAAAAUUGCCAAAAUUGCCAAAAUUGCCAAAAUUGGCAAAGUGAUAAAAAUUGGCAAAACGAAUCAGGGGUGAAAAAAUAUUUGAGUGAUGAUGAACAUUCAAAUAAUGAAAAAAGUGAUGAAGAACUGAAACAUAAUAAUUAUAUUCUUACAAAAAAUUAUGGAGGAUAUAAUGAAAACAGCAGUUCAUAUGAAUGUGAAAUGAAAUCUAGUUACGAAGAACAAAAUAAAAAAAUAAUAAUAAAUAACAAUAAUAAAAACAUAGGAAGGGGUAAUGGAAAUCGUUACUAUGAAUCAAAUGAAAAUUCAUAUCAAUAUUAUGAUGAUAAAAAUUAUCAAGAAAUUUAUAAUUAUAAAAAAGAACAAAUUAACAAACUAAAUAGUAAUACAAAUAGUGUUAAUGAUGAUCCUAGUGAAAUUAGUAGUACCAAUAGCAGUUGCAAUUCUUCCAAAGAUUUAAACGUAAUAAAAAUGAACGAUCUUUAUGUAUAUAAUGCUAUAGUAAACGAUUUAAGGAGAGAAAAUUUAAUAUCUUUUACAUCUGAAGAAGAAGAAAAUAUCUAUCUUAUAAAAAAAUGUAUUGGAUUAGCAGAAGAAAAAUCAAAUGAUGGUUAUAGUGACAAAGAAUAUGAUAACAAUGAAAUGGGAAGAAGGAGAUCAAGACAAAAUAAUAAUAAAAACGAAUUAAAUAGCGAAUCUAAUGAUUCAUCUACAGAAGGAAUAAAAACAAAUAAAUUUUUAAACACUAGAUCUGCAUCUAUGCCUAACUAUUUAAACAACUCGAAAUCCACUGAUAUUACAUCUACUAAAUGUUCUCCUGUUAAUAAUAAUGAUGAUGAAAAUGGUCAUAUAAAUGAUAUGUGUGAAUAUAAUGAAGGAGAUGGUAACUCCAAAAAUAUUCAAACUACCGAACAAGACAAACCAACUCAAGAUCAUGAAAAUGGAGAAACAUAUGAUAAAAAUAACAAAAAAGAAAUAAGUUCAAUAAAUAAAAAUUUAAUAAAAAGAAUUGGAAAUAAUAAUAAUAAUGGGAAAAGUGAUGGAAAGCAUUCUAGUGUAUUAUCAUCACAUUCUCAUAAUACACGAAAUUUUUAUUAUUCUACAGAACUACCUUCCAUGUUACCAGAUAUAAGCGAAUAUUUUAAAGUAGAAAAUUAUUUAAAUGAUGAAUUUAAAAAAAAAAAUUGUAAAAUUAUAAAAACAUUAUUAUGGGGAGAAUUAUUUGAAGAUAAAAAAAAAAAAAUUAGAAAAAUAUCACCUUAUGGCAAAUUAAGAUCUUGGGAUCUUAAAUGUGUCAUAGUAAAAGGUGGUGAUGAUUUAAGACAAGAAUUAUUAGCUUCUCAAUUAAUUAAACAAUUCAAAAUUAUAUUUGAUAAUGCUGGUUUGCCAUUAUGGUUACGCCCUUAUGAAAUAUUAGUCACUGGAUCUAAUUCAGGGAUAAUUGAAUUUGUCCAUGAUACUUGUUCAGUUGAUUCACUAAAAAGAAAGUUUGGUACAGAUAGUAUUUCAACGAUUUUCAAUAUCGUCUUUGCAGAUUACAUAUUUGAGGCCAAAAAGAAUUUUAUAGAAAGCCAUGCAGCAUAUUCCUUAAUUUCAUAUUUAUUACAAGUAAAAGAUAGACAUAAUGGAAAUAUGCUAUUAGAUUCAUAUGGACAUCUAAUACAUAUAGAUUAUGGAUUCAUGUUAACAAAUUCGCCGGGUAAUGUUAAUUUUGAAACAUCACCUUUCAAAUUAACUCAAGAAUAUUUAGAUAUUAUGGAUGGAGAAAAUUCAGAUAAUUAUGAAUAUUUUAGACGACUUAUUGUUAGUGGAUUUUUAGAAGCUCGCAAACAUUCUGAAGAAAUUAUUCUCCUUGUUGAAUUAAUGAUGCCAGCUUUAAAAAUGCCAUGCUUUUCGAAUGGAACACAGUUUUGCAUAGAUUCCUUAAAAGAACGAUUUAUGACAAAUUUAACUGUUGACGCGUGUAUCCAACGAAUUAACACGUUAAUUGAAACCUCUAUCAACAACUUCCGAAGUAUUCAAUAUGAUUAUUUUCAACGAAUAACAAAUGGAAUUAUGUAA